AUGUCUUCGAAAAUCUUUCUUAACCUCCUUGUGAUGUGCAUCACGCUGUCUGUUUUCAUGAAACUGUGCUCAGCUAAGCUCGGGCCCGGAAACUACGACUGUGUCCAGGCAUACACUACGGGGCACACGGCCGCUUGUACUGAUGGCGACGGCCAUCAGCACAAUUGUCCAGGUGAUUUCUGCCGAUAUCUAGACCAUAUUUGGCUCCCGAUGAGCAACUGUGUACCUUACCCGGCGACUGGCGAUGGCUUUUCCAAACAACAAUGUGAACAUUACACAUACAACGAUCCUAACACUUUUUUAUGUACCAUUCACAACAAUCAAGACUACAAGUGCCUGCGUAAGCUCAAUGACAAGCCAGUCAUGCACUGUGACAAUUGCUCCACGUAA
Melampsora larici-populina 98AG31 is the source of this 390-nucleotide messenger RNA. RefSeq lists its product as uncharacterized. The coding region runs from base 1 to 390 and encodes 129 amino acids. NCBI's taxonomy places the organism in Eukaryota, Fungi, Basidiomycota, Pucciniomycetes, Pucciniales, Melampsoraceae. The record is from RefSeq and is a predicted model, not a curated record. The transcript has 5 exons.